Messenger RNA from Carcharodon carcharias (great white shark), 4731 nucleotides. Its product is annotated as RNA binding protein fox-1 homolog 1-like. The coding region runs from base 341 to 1429 and encodes 362 amino acids. Lineage: Eukaryota; Metazoa; Chordata; Chondrichthyes; Lamniformes; Lamnidae. Gene Ontology annotation, molecular function: mRNA binding. The transcript is spliced from 15 exons. Gene Ontology annotation, cellular component: cytoplasm; nucleus. The record is from RefSeq and is a predicted model, not a curated record. Gene Ontology annotation, biological process: regulation of alternative mRNA splicing, via spliceosome; nervous system development.
UUGGUGCCACAAAGGAGGUUAGUGGCGUAUUGUGAAUGUCACAGCACUGAAGCAUUGGAUUUUUCUGGCAGAAGUUACAUAAAUCUAUAUACUGUAAUGCUCUGGACCGACAGUAUUGGAAGAAUGGGUAACCUCGUUCCUUGAAGGAGAGGAGACUCUUAAACUAGCUUUACAUAUUGAGAGAGAAACAUCUGAUUUUCAUUCUCACCCUCUCACAUUGCUGUGGGUGUGGAGUCACGUGCAGAGUGAAGUCUUGACCCAGGGAUACCUACCCUACCAAACCUUGAAGAGUCAGGAUUCAGCACUGGAAUUCAAAGAUUGCGCAGAGCGGACUGACCUCAUGGGUAGCCAGGAGCCAGCAGCAACCCCAGACGCUAUGGUACAGCCGUACGCUACAGUUCCAUUCCCUCCCCCUCCUCCUCCUCCUCCUCAGAAUGGAAUUCCAACAGAAUACACUGUUCCACACACUCAGGACUACACAGGCCAGACGCCAGUCCCAGACCAUACUCUGAAUAUCUACGCAUCCAGUCAGACUCUUGGGGAACAGAGUGGCACAAUUGCCAAUGUGCAGCCUGUAUCUGGAACCGCCACACAGACAGAUGAAGCAGCACAAACGGACGGGCAGCAGCAAACACAGAACACUGAGAGCAAUGAGAGCAAACCCAUCCCCAAACGGCUUCAUGUCUCCAACAUUCCCUUCCGGUUCCGUGAUCCUGACCUCAGGCAGAUGUUUGGGCAAUUUGGUAAAAUCAUAGAUGUAGAAAUUAUAUUUAAUGAGCGUGGCUCAAAGGGAUUCGGGUUCGUAACUUUCGAAUCUAGUGCUGAUGCCGACAGGGCGAGGGAGAAAUUACACGGCACGGUGGUUGAGGGCCGUAAAAUAGAGGUAAACAAUGCCACUGCUCGUGUGAUGACUAAUAAGAAAAUGGUCAGCCCUUAUGCAAAUGGCUGGAAGCUGAGCCCUGUGGUUGGUGCUGUCUACAGCCCCGAAUUUUAUGCAGGUCCUGCGUCACUAUCAUCUUUACCCUUUCAUUUACACCCAGUUGCCUCUACAGCACUCAGCCCAACUCACAAUGUUCCUGGUUUCCCAUACCAAGCAGCCACCACCGCAGCUGCAUUGAGAGGUGCCCUGAGAGGACGAGGUCGUGCAGUCUACAGUGCAUUCCGUGCAGCAGCGCCCCCCACCGCCAUUCCAGCCUAUGGAGGAAUAGUGUAUCAGGAACCAGUGUAUAGCAGUAAGUUACCGCAGGGUGGAUAUGCAGCCUACAGGUAUGCACAGCCAGCAACUGCUACUGCCACUGCAUACAGUGACAGCUAUGGUCGUGUUUACACUGCAGACCCCUAUCACACACUUGCUCCUGCUCCCACCUAUGGAGUUAGCGCUGUGGCUAGUUUAUACCGAGGUGGAUACAGCCGUUUCGCUCCCUACUAAAAGUGAUGUGAACUCCUGCAGUGGGAACAGUCCCUUCCCAAGGCCUGGGUGUUGCAAUAUUACAAGUAGUGGAACUUUAUAGCAACUCAACACGAAAAAAAAUACACAAGAAAGCGAGGAAAUCAUUACACGAGAGAGAGAGAGAGACCUACUUUUUUAUACCUCAUUACGUUCUUCUAAACAUGUAUUUUUUUUCCUUAUGUUUCUGCCUUCAUUUUUUUUGUUCCAAAGAUUGUGCAAACAGUUUUUAACUGUGGUAUAAAAGUGCAUUUCUUUGUGUGUGUAGUGACAUUUAUGAAAUCAGCUUCAUCCGACAAAAGAGAAUCAGAAGAAACUAAAAAAUAUUAGUCACAAAAACAAGUUAGUGAAAGCCAAAAGUGAAAUUGGGUGCCCAUUGGAAGCUGGUCCCAGGUACUGCAUGUGUGGAACGGCAGCAACAAAAGGAUUGUAAUUACCAAGAUUCCCGGAGACUCUGGGAAUGCAGAAUUUCACCACUUAAGGUGGGUCUGUGCAGAAUGGGGAGGGGCUGGGGGAUGGAAAUUGUCCUGUGUGCAAGUUGAUGGAGCCAGUUUGCGUUGUGCUUUGUUUUUGGAGUGAGGAGAGCAGCAGCUUCCAACUGUUCACCAUUUCCAGAGUUGGUUAGCCUAAAUGGUGCCUAUUUACACCUGACUAAACAGCAAGAACCAAAAAGAAUUACAAUCAAACUGCAAAGUGAAUGCGUCAUGAACUUGUUUUUUUUCCUUUUAAUGAUACGUUCCAGACUCUGACCACGUUCCCCCCGCCCCCCCCAAUGAUCUACAUUCAUCUGAGCAAAUUUGCUUUUAAAGAAUUGAUUAAAUGCAUUAGGAUCCCUGUAGAUUUACAGAGGAAAUCCAAAUGCAGAAACCCUCCUGGUGUAAAUGGGACUGCUUUUAUACUUCACUUUCAGUUAGCACCAUUAUGAAAUACAGUCCAAAAGUGUUGGCACUAAUUGCAUGCAUAUUUUAAUUGCAUCAAUCCUAGCAUUAGUGUGUGCAUUAUAUUAUCCAAUUCAUUUGUAUCCCUAUGUUUUUUAAUGUAACCUAGAAUGUGCUCUGAUUGGCUUGACAUCCUUACAUUCAGCAGGCUUACAAUUUGAAAACUGGUGACUUUAUAAUUCAACCAUUUUGUUAACCCUAAUCAUUACUGCAGAUUUUAGUUGCUUUUUUGUUUGUAGCUUUUAUUUCGUUUGCCUCUGUUUUUGGUGAGUAACAAAAUCAGCAAUGGAGAUGCUGCACAGAAAAUGGUCCAUGUGGCCUGGCCCUGACUAUCAGGUGUAAAAUGAAGGUGUGAAUUGGAGGGAGGGACAGAUAGGUAGCUUAUUAGUUGAAAGGUUGCCCCCAACAAAGAUUUGGGAGGAUAGCCAGUCACCCAGUUACAUCUUGUAAGAAGGCAUGAAUUCCGCACUAUGUUGGCAAAUAUUUUAGAGGCAUUCAUGAUGCCAUAUCAGAUAUGUUAAUUUUUUUUAAAGUUCAAAGUUGAGCAGGUAUGAGAGAGCUAAAUUCACUCCUUGAGACUGUAGUUCAAGCUGAAGCUAAUAGUUUAUUUUGUGCGAGCUCAGGGCUGGCCCAGACCUUUCUAUUCUGCACCGGUGUUCCUGGGGCACUGCUCUCUGUUUUCAAAGCCCAUUUAUAUCUCUGCACUGGGAGACGUGGAUUGAAAGAGAAGUGCACUUUCAUGUUUAGGACAAGUGCAGUUGCUGCCAGAGCUUCUGAUCAUGCAGUAUCCAGCAAGAUGGUGUGUACUGCACCGACUUAGUAAGCUGUUUAAAGAAAAAGGGACACUAGUCGUAGAUACCACACUGCCGCCCUUAAAUUAUGAUAUUGUUUUGCAAGCCAAAGCGUGGUUUGUCGCUGUAUGACAAUUAUGUUUUUUUGUAUAUAAAAUAUUUUAGUUGUCAUUGUAAUGGGGAAACAUUCACAGAAACGUUUCAUCACAGAGGAAGGAGUUUAAAUUGGGAACUAGGCGUGGCGCUUGAUGGCAUCUCCUGGUAGUGCUCCUGUUAGUGUAGUCUCGCAUGUAAAAUGUUAAUAUAGAGGAAGGAAAACUUAGAAGCCACCGGCGGCUUGUAUUAGUGGGAGGUGUUGUUCUGCGUCACACCAGGUUCAAUGAUCACUUUCAUUCCUAUGACUACAAAUCACAUUCUUUUACUUAGAUUCACUUUUAUAUUAUACCAGCGGACGUUUUAGUAACUUAGCACUACAGCUGCACUCUACUCCACUGACUGCCAAAUAACCCAUUGGUAAUGUUCUCGCAGCAAUUAUUCUCUUGAAUUUUUUUGGCUUUGUAAGAGUCUCAUAACAGCUGUAGAAUAAUCAGAAUCUUUGGAGGGAACAAUUUCAGAUUAGAGUUCUCUUUUUGGAUAAAAAUGGUCUUGCUUCUAGCAGGAACUGGUUGUGUUCAGUGAACAGCUCGCUGUGUGGAUAAAUGUCCAACAGCCCCGUCCAUCAGGUCAGGUUCUAUGGGACUGACGAGUUUUAUUUUCUUUGUUUUGUGUUUGUGUGUGGGGGGUUGGGGGGGAGGUGUGUGUGUGUGUGUGUGUGUGUGUUUUUUUCAGACAGUACCCAUGCACAGCUUGUGGCUGCGUCCCGACUGGAAUAGGAGCUCUCACACUUGGGUGUUAGUGACUAGGAAACAUUACCACAGUGGCAUGGCUGAUGCUGAUACUUGAAUCAUUUAAAUGUUCAGCCUUUUUAAAAACACCAUUUAUUUCUUUCCAUUUACUUGUAAAGACAGUUCACUCUACAUGAUCACUUCCCACAUGCCCUUCCCCCAAAAUAUCAGAGAAAUUCCAAACUUCCAUAACAGAUUCUUGCUCACCACCAGCCAGGGAGAGGACCUAACCUCCCAGCUUGGAGAGGAAAGGAGCAGAGAGUGGGGAAAUUAGAAAUUGUGCUGUUGUGCAGGCAUUGGAAAGGGAAUAAAAUAGGAGAAAACACUAAAGAGAAUUAAAAAAACCAUGCGCAGAUGGUAUUUAAUCUUCCUAGAAAACUACCAUUAACACUGUCCUGACCCUGAUCUGCCUUGUUUUGUGAACGUUUCCCUGGAAGGUAUGAUAUAUCGUAUAGUAGCUUCAUCACCGAGCAGUAUUCAUUGGGUUAUAAUUAGAUAUAAUCAUGAAUGUUAAGUAGAUAGGACAUGGACUAUUAUUCCUUUUGUAUUACUUCCCAUGUAUAAAUUAUUGAUCUUGUUGCUGGCUUUUAUAAACUCGAAGGAAGGGGAAUCCCUUCCUAACAGUAAUAAAGCACUGUUUUUAAAAUAAAACAAAAAUGGUGAGAACACAA